Molecule: messenger RNA, 2439 nt
Organism: Aspergillus wentii DTO 134E9
Lineage: Eukaryota; Fungi; Ascomycota; Eurotiomycetes; Eurotiales; Aspergillaceae
Product: coiled-coil domain-containing protein MAD1
Exons: 1
Coding region: 465-1955 (496 amino acids)
Biological process (GO): mitotic spindle assembly checkpoint signaling; attachment of mitotic spindle microtubules to kinetochore
Cellular component (GO): kinetochore; nuclear envelope; mitotic spindle
Source: RefSeq, a predicted model, not a curated record
AUGCCCAAAAACUGACUAUUACGUUCCAGGCCGCCGAGUCUGCUAGUCAUCGCGCCACCCACAAGAGCGAGGCUCUCGCGAAAGAGCUGAAGGAGGCCCAAGAUCAAGCACUGAACGAAAAAGUCGAUCUCGAACGGAAGAUUAGAAGUCUUCAGGACCAAAAUCAGAAUUUGCAGGAGGAGGUUAGCGAUACACAGGCACAACUGUCCGACCAGGAAAGACAACAAAAGUAUCAGGUCAACGAGCUAGAAACGAUCCGAUCAUCCCUUCAGAAGACCCUCGAGGAACUUCAUAACGAUAUUCAAAAUGUACGGAACGAUUUACAGACCACUCAAGAGAAAUUGGUCCAACGACAAAGUGAUGUCGCCAGUCUAGAGACAGAAAAUAUACGCCUAAAAGCUGAGGGAAGUGAUGCUGAAACAUUGGCUGUGUUGAAAAGAGAGCUAUCGGACCAGGUGAAUCAUAUGAGGAACUUGGAGUCCACAAACCGGGAGCAGUCUGCAGAGCUUCGCCAUCUACGCAAGAUACAGAAAAAUGUCGAGGUGGUGGAAGAACAGAAAAAGUCAUUGGAGAACCAGCUUCAGUUGAUGAAAGAGGUUGAGUCUGAAUUGGGAACUGUUCAGAUUCAAAAGCAGAUGCUUGAAGACGAAAGGACAUCGUGGACAAGUUUGUUACAGGACAAUGACCAGUCAGCAGACAUUGACUCUCCGGAGGCUGUUGUAAAAGCGCUUUUACAGGAGCAGAUCGAGAAGGCCACUCUUGUCGACAAUAUGGGAAAGAUUGAAGCGCAGUUUUUGGAGAAAGACGAAACGAUCAAAAAUCUGGAGACCGAAAGAACUCAAAUGCGACAAGAAAUGGAAAAGCUUCGGACUGCAGGAGCUGCUGCUGCUGCCGGAGGAGGGGCAGUCGACGGCCGGAUCAAGGCCCGGCUGGAACGCCAACGUGCUCUUGCCAUCAAGGAAGUUGAAUACCUACGUGCGCAGGUGAAGAUGUUCGAUGCGGAAGAGGAGACCAUGAAUGCGGAAGAAGGCCAGUUUGACCAACAAAAGUCCGAGCAAAUCGCGAAUCUGGAGAAGAUAAUUGAUGAAUAUCGCGUGGAGCUUGAAAAGGCCCAUGAAGAGCUUUCAAAGCGUGAAGCCACGCAACAGGAGGAGUCGCAGCCUCGAGGGGUCAAACGGCCCCUCUCACCACCUGCAGAAAGCGAAGCAGAGCAUGAACGUCUCUCUGUUCUGUCCCGCAAGAACAGAACAUUGCAGGAAUCUCUGUCUAAAUCCGAGCAAGGAACAGAACUUCUUCGUCGCGAACUCAAGGCCAUGAAAUCGCAACUCAGAUCGCUUCAGGCUAAAUCACGCACCCGCGUUCUCGAACUGCGCGACAACCCCACUGCUCAGGCAGAGAAUCUCAAAAUGUCCACCAUAACCACUCUCAGGGCCGAGAACCGUGAUCUGCUCGCCCAGCUGCAUGGCAGCCAGGCAGAUGUCAAGGUUGUCCCUGUUAGUGCCCUGGAGAGCAUGAAGUUGGACAUCAGCGACAUGGAGCGGUCGGUUGCCGACAAGGAGAAGCGCAUGCGUCGUCUGAAGGAGAUCUGGACUGCCAAGUCGUCCGAAUUUCGCGAGGCAGUCGCUUCGCUGCUUGGUUACAAGCUGGAUUUCCUCCCCAACGGUCGAGUACGGGUCACUUCCAUGUUUCACCUCUCACCUGCCUAUCGCCAUGGUGAUGGAGAUGCGUCCGACUCCCAGGGUCCAGGCAGCAUGGGCAAUGGAGAGGAGAACUCGAUCAUCUUCGACGGAGAGAACGGCACUAUGAAGAUCUCCGGUGGCCCUAACAGUCUUUUUGCCAUGGAGAUUAAACAUCUGAUUAAAUUCUGGGUCGAGGAACGGAAAGACAUUCCCUGUUUCUUGGCUGCCAUGACGUUGGACUUUUUCGACAAGACCACAAGGGCUGCGAGGAUGUGAGCCUUUCUCCCUCUUUCUUAUUUCUUUCUGUAUGAUUCCCCGGCACUGGUGUCAUUUGUGCUAUGUUUUCCGUUCUCGAUUUCCGUGUACUGUAACGAUGAUAUAUGUGAGAAACCAUGUUUGUGUGCAGAAUAUAGUCAUAUAUCAACUCUUUUCAUAUGUUGUAUAUAUGUCAUUCCCUCCAGUCUUUAAUCUACAGGCACUGCCAUUUCCUGAUAGGUCGUUCGUCCAUGGCCUAGCAAAUCCGGCUUGUAAAAUAUAUAAUAUCAGCUUCACUCACUAAACAUUUUAUAUGAAAACAAAUCAACCCUCCCUGGUCGACCAGAGGGGUUAAAUGUGAUAUUUAUGGGAUAGAUUUAUUUAAAUAGAAAGCUGAUCUUUUGAAUCAUGUAUAGAGGUGCUAUGGUACAGUUGUGCAAGGCCCUAUCCAGGGGAGGUUCGUACUGAAAUGUCAACAAAGCUAGACUCAUGUCAUAGUAAUAAA